Molecule: messenger RNA, 2078 nt
Organism: Ipomoea triloba (trilobed morning glory)
Lineage: Eukaryota; Viridiplantae; Streptophyta; Magnoliopsida; Solanales; Convolvulaceae
Exons: 3
Coding region: 494-1807 (437 amino acids)
Source: RefSeq, a predicted model, not a curated record
ACUGCUCACAAUAAUACGACGUCGUUCUUGAUGUCGUCUGCGGCGAGGCCGUCGUUUCUCCUUAAAUUAAUGCUAGAAACACGGAUUAAGUGGGGGCCCACGAGCAGUACCUGUAAAAAUAAAUAAAUAAUAUAAUGGAAAAUACAGUGCUUUACCCGACCGGACACGUGACACGUCACUCCAUCCAAUAAACUCAAUAAUUAAACUCAACCCGCAUCACUCUCUCGCUUCCCAUUGGCUAUCGUCUUCCACGUCAGCGGUGUUCAGGAGUCCCCGCCACACAUCUCGAACAAAUUUCUAUCCUCCUUCGUCGGUAAAUUCUCUCCUCCGCACUCCUCCUUCCUCUCACAGCUCUCCCUAACUUUCCCUCUUACAAUUCCCACUGCGAAAUUCCGUCGAGAUAUUUCUCAUUUGUCUUUACGAUCUCUCUCUCUAUCUCUAGCUCUCGUCCCCUUCGUUCUGGAAUUCCGUAGCGCGUAAGUUCUCCGGUCGCAUGGCUCCGACGAGGAUUCCAUCGGUUAGCUUCGCAGCUGUUUGUUUGGUUCUGAUCGCGAUUCCUUUUCCGGCGUCGGAAGCUUUGAUCGCCGGCCAGGAUGCCAAUCCUCCUUACCCCAAAGCCAUAUCUGAUUUGAAGGAAGCAAUUGUAAAGGGGUUGGGAUUCAAGGAGGAGGAUUUCAAGAUAUCUGGAUUUGAUUGGAGAGACAUCUUAGUGGGAAGGUCGGUGGCUUAUGAGUUUGAUGUUGAGAUUGAUAAUAAAGUUCUUCCCUUGAAGCUUCUGGAGGAUGUGAAUAGAUGGGAGUAUGUGGAUUUGCCCAUUUUCCGGGUACAGGACCCUACAAGGCCUGGAGAGGCAAAUGGACUGGUGGAGAAGCACAAAUUGGACAGUGAGAUUCCUGUGUUAGCUCCAUUCACUUUGGCAGGGCCUAUGGAGCUUUGGAUCCAGGAUGCCGAGAACAUGAGGCUUUCACUUCCUCAUGAUGUGGAUGCUGGUAAAGUGAAGAAAGUGGUCUUAGCAGAUGGUGCAAUGGUCACUGUUAAGGGUGCCAGAUCUGUAAGUCUCCGACAUCCGGUUGAGCUCCCACUUCCGUUUAAUAGGUCCCAGAAUGGGUUUGCCUCUGGUUUGUUAGCUCUCGCAGAACAUCUACGUCGUGCUCCCCGCACUGAAGGUGGUCCUGUGCUAUCACUUCGCAUCGUUGGCCCAACAUCUCUCACAUCUCCUACUUCAUCAUCACCCGCUUCAGCUAAUAGGCUUAAACUUAAGCGUCUUGCACCCGGCCUAGUAGAGCUAUCAUCAGUGCCUAAAAUGAAACCCAUGGCCAUGGAUGCCAUCUCCACCAUUGAUCUCCAGAAAGAGUCCACAGCCCUCUUAACUCCCGUUCAGUUCACUACAUUGUGGCCACUCGUAUCUGUCAAUGGUUCAAAUUCUAACUUGCUUGGUUUUGAGGCCUUGCUUUCAUCUGUGCUGGGUCCUAAGGCAAAUAAAAAGGGUUCUUUCAAGUUGCUGAGGGCAGAUGUAUCAGCUCAGACUUUCGUGAAGAUAGGUUUCGGAUUGGAGAAGAAGUUGAAAGAGGGGGACAAAGGGUUCAAUUGGGAGAGUUUUCCUGAGUGGAUGACAAAGCCCGAGUCUGUGAGAAUGCAUUUUGAAGUGUUGGCCAAAGUAGAUGGGGACAAAGUUGUACCUGAAAAAGUGGUGCAGGUUAAUCCUGUAACUAUAGAGAACACCGUGACACCAAAUAUGCUCUCAGGCAAUGUAAGCAUGUCUAAAGCUCCCAUUGUUCAUCCUCCUCCAAUUCCAUUCACAUUAUAAAUUCCCCAGAGGUAGUUGAGGAUCCGAGCCAUAUUGUAUAGGUAAAAUUUUCUUUUAUUUUUAUUUUUAGUUUUUUACACUCUCCCUGAUUUUUAAUCAUGCUCUAAACAGAGCUAAAGAGAGUGGAUAUUAUAUGUUAUAGAAGAAUGGAGGACAAAUCUUGGAUUUUAUUGAAUAAUGAACAUCAUUUUGCUCAAAGGGAGCGCGCAUGUGUAUUAUAUAUAUUAUAUGUUAUAUUAGAAUUGCCAAGAAAUAUCGUUAUUUAUUGAAA